Aedes albopictus (Asian tiger mosquito) is the source of this 3063-nucleotide messenger RNA. RefSeq names its product heparan-sulfate 6-O-sulfotransferase 2 (gene Hs6st). Bases 1073 to 2395 code for a protein of 440 amino acids. Gene Ontology annotation, cellular component: membrane. Lineage: Eukaryota; Metazoa; Arthropoda; Insecta; Diptera; Culicidae. The transcript is spliced from 5 exons. Gene Ontology annotation, molecular function: heparan sulfate 6-sulfotransferase activity. The record is from RefSeq and is a predicted model, not a curated record.
GAUACAAGCAGUCAGACAUUCACACAAAGGCAAAUGGUCCACUCAAGUCAGUGCAAAAUAAGUGCUGAAGAAAACACAACAUGGUGCAAGAGCAUCUCUCGGGGCAAUUUAGCAUUUUUACUCGAUGGUGACAUAUUGAUAAACAUUAGAAAAGAGUAGUGCUUCUGUUCUUUGGUUUUGAGCGUGUAUUAAGCCAAACAAUUUUAAAUUUUCCUUUAUCAUAUGAAAGUAUCAGCGUAAAGCAUCCGCAACAAUCGAAAUGGCAUGAACGAAAUUUCAUGAAUGCAAAGAAAGCCAUUCAAUUGGAAGGCCUUCUCUAGUCUAGACAGUGCCGAAUUUCAUUGAGAUUGCUUUGAAGAGGAACAAACUAUUUUUACCAUUCAUCGAAGAAUGUUCUCACAUCAUUUAGCGGAUCAUUAGGAUGAGGAAGUGAAUUUUUCGGGAACGCACUCUAAUUUUAGCAAACUGCUGCGAUGUUAGUUCGGUUUGUAGACUUCUGGCUAGUGUAGUGAAAGUGAUUACCAAAAACUAAAAACUUUCGGUUCAAUAGUCUGAACGGCAGAGUAGGUACGGCACUGCGCUUACGCGAAGGUCAUCUGCGGAAAAUGGAAUCUGAUGUUCCUUAACAGAGCUCUCCGUUUCGAAGCGAUGCGAUGGGACAAGUGUUUGUCAAGUUCCCAGAAUCAAAAAUCGAUAUACGGCUGUAGAAAUCUCCAAACGGUACAGGAAGCGUCUGAUGUAGUGCAUGAAAGUGUGAAAUGCUGAAAGGAAUCAAUUUUGGUGAUUUAUGUGUUGCUAUGCCCACUGGGGCUCUAGUUGAAUAGUCGGUGCGCCGCGUAUGCAGUGCUUAUGGCGAGAGCGUAGUGCGUUGAUUGAAUAAUGAUUAUGUAGCCCAUCAGCGGAAGGUUACAGAACGCGAGAGAAUCAAAACAGAAUACACAUAUCCACCUUCCUGCACAUAUCGUUAUAGUGGGUCUUGCGGGAAGGCGAAGGAGCAUAUUUUGGUGACUUUUCCAUUUCGGUGUAGUUAUUCUUUAGUUACAACAGUGAAUAACGCAGAACAACAGCUCCAAUGAAAAAAGUAAUGAUACCGUCGUUGGAUAUGAAAAAGAGUGUUUCGGUCAAAGUAGAUAGUGAUCUGACAUUGCUACUAUCGAGUGGAGUGUACGAAAUUAAAAAAAUGGAGCCCCGCAGGCGGCUCCGUCCCAUUGUGAUAAUCUGUUUGUUUCUCACCAUUGCCGGUAUCAUCGGGUUUGGAUACUUCUGCCCGGAUCAGGUGUGCGCCCUCUCGCGGCGCGAAGUGAUAAGCAACCAGGAACUUAUCACCGGCUACGAACAUGACAAUCUGGGCAAACCGGUGCAGCAAAAUUUGCUGGCCAAUCCGGGGCUCAGCUACGAGGAGGUCCUCAACGAUGACUUCCAGUUCGACAUGAAUGCCCACGAUGUGAUGGUGUUUUUGCACAUCCAGAAAACAGGAGGAACCUCCUUCGGAAAGCAUCUGGUGCGAGAUCUGGACUUGAAGCGACCGUGCACUUGUCAGCGAAAGAAGAAACGGUGCUACUGCUUCCGACCGCACCGCAACGAGAAUUGGCUGUUUUCGCGGUACUCGACCGGUUGGAAGUGUGGCCUGCAUGCUGACUGGACCGAACUGACCGGAUGUGUGGACUCCGAGCUGGACAAGAACGAGGGCGAAACGGCCAAGCGGCGGUACUUCUACAUCACGCUGCUGCGGGAGCCGAUCGCACGGUAUCUGUCCGAGUUUCGGCAUGUCCAACGCGGUGCGACCUGGAAGAAUUCCCGCCACUGGUGCCUGGGACGAACGGCGACACCGGAUGAGCUGCCGCCGUGCUACGGUGGUGAAAACUGGAACGGAGUGCCGCUGGAUGAAUUCGCCGGCUGCGAGAGCAAUCUGGCAGCCAACCGGCAAACCCGCAUGCUGGCCGAUCUGGCCCUGGUCGGGUGCUACAAUAAAACCUACAUGCCAUCGGCAGAGCGCGACCGCAUCAUGCUGGCCAGUGCCAAGCGCAACCUAGCUGCCAUGUCCUACUUCGGUCUAACCGAGCACCAAAAAAUCUCCCAGUACAUCUUCGAGGAAACGUUCAAUCUACGGUUCGCGAUACCGUUCGAGCAGCACAACAACACCGUCUCGACGAGCACCAUGAACAGUCUGACGGCCGAGCAGCGGGCCAAAAUUGAUAAGCUAAAUGCACUCGACAUCGAGCUGUAUGCAUUCGCGAAGAAAUUAAUGUUCCAAAGAUUCGAAAGACUUAAAGCCAAAGAUAAUGAUUUUAAUGUAAGAUUCGCGCAUUUAGGUAACCUAGGCAUAAAAAAUGGCGUUACCGAGUUCAACUGGGACAGCAACAUUGACGAUGCGCCCAGCAGUGAACACCACUGAUACACAGGGGAAAGGACUCGUACCGAAGUGACAGUCCCGCACAAUCCUUCGUACAACUACAACAUAAUGAUGAUUCCGAAAUCGUUGCCAUUUCGUCGUCCCUCGGGACGUCCCGCCGCGUCACCAUCGUCGCCGUCUUCAUUGUCAUUCACUAUUAAUAAGAUCACUUCCCCCCGCGUCAUCGAUGUACCCGCCGAAAGUCGCCUGCCGGCAUCCGUGGGCGCAACCUCAUUACCCUAUUUCAACUACAACAACAACAACAACAGCAGUCGCAACACCAAACUAUUCGCUUCCACUAGUCCGAUUGAACGGAAGCUUCACAGACGGCGCCGGCCACAGGAUCACCGGGGACGGCCAUUCAAACUCACCAAGCAACAGAUUACAAUGCAAACGCUACGUGAUAGCCCCCCACAGAGGGGUCGGAGGACUAACGGCAGCCAGCAGCAGCAACAGCGGCAGCAGUAUAGCAGCAACCAGUGAUGCUGAAUAGUCAUAGAGCUCCGGGUGUUGUUUGCAUACUGAUUUUUAGCAUUUUAGUACUGACGCAGAAUGUGAAUAUUUUAUCUAAUAACACACACACACACAAACAAAACAAUUGUUUUAUAGUAGUCUUAAACAAUAAGGAUAAACUUGAAUACACCCAAACGGAAAAAGUGUAUGAAAAUGAA